Molecule: messenger RNA, 3581 nt
Organism: Esox lucius (northern pike)
Lineage: Eukaryota; Metazoa; Chordata; Actinopteri; Esociformes; Esocidae
Gene: efna3a
Product: ephrin-A3a
Exons: 5
Coding region: 638-1321 (227 amino acids)
Biological process (GO): ephrin receptor signaling pathway; axon guidance
Cellular component (GO): plasma membrane
Molecular function (GO): ephrin receptor binding
Source: RefSeq, a predicted model, not a curated record
GCGUGGCAGGUCUGGAAGACGCGGCAGGUGAAAACGUCAAAGUCUCAGCGGACUGUCAGAGGUGAUGCAAAUUUUAAAUGGCUAAGUAGACUAAUACAUGUACCGUCGAGACAAAACAGAGAUCCACUAGUCUACCAAAAGGAUGAUGAUGGAAAACAUUUUUGAGAAACUUUGAUAUCAUUUCAAUGCCAGCUGUGUGAGAUGAGUUAGCUAGACAACGAGAGGUGACUUGCAGCAUCUUCUCUACCCGGGACAUCAGUUGGUAGUAACAUAUUUAAUUGUCUAAUGUCGUAGCAUGAUUUGCUAAUAUUCCUUCUGAACAAACGAUUGUUAUCGGGCUGCGGAGAGGAUUAGGGAAAAGAAACAAUACGGUGACUUGAGUGCGCUAAAUUAAAGUAUAAAUAUAGCGUUGGGGAGGAUGCCGAAAUGUGGUUAUUCGACGCAAUGGAAUUAGAGUUGAAGAACACGUAAACGAAGCCAAGUACUAGUAAUCUUCCUUCUCCAAGGUUGCUGGAAAGUAUUCAACUGCAUCGUGUUGACCGCUGGGAUGUUGUGAGCGACCCGCUAUUUGGGACGGAUGGACUGAGUGCAAAGAAGGUAGAGAGAACGAAGGGGGAGAACGAGGAACAGUGGGAUUAUGGCUUUUGCAACGGUUACUCUUUGUGUAAUAGUGCUCGCCUUUACAAACUUGCACCUCACGAGAGCCAACGACCGACAUGCAGUCUAUUGGAACAGCUCAAAUUUACAUCUACGGAGGGAGGGCUACACGGUGCAGGUGGCGGUAAACGACUACCUGGAUAUCUACUGCCCGCACUACAACACUACCACCACCAAUCAGCGGGGGGCAUUGGAGCGCACCAUAGCCGAGCAGUACGUCCUCUACAUGGUCAGCUACCGAGGCUAUCGCACCUGUGAUCCACAGAUGGGCUUCAAGCGCUGGGAGUGCAACCGGCCCCACGCGCCCCAUGCGCCCAUCAAGUUCUCUGAGAAGUUCCAGCGCUACAGCGCAUUCUCCCUGGGCUACGAGUUCAACGUGGGCCACGAGUAUUACUACAUCUCCACGCCCACCCAUCACCACGGCCACAACUGCCUGAGACUGAGAGUCUACGUCUGCUGCUCCACGGUCUCCCAAACAGAUGACGAUUCCAGUCAGACACCUCCUGAUGACAAUGUCAGGCCCAAUAUCAAAAUACAUGACAUCGAUGAAUUUAACCCUGAAAUUCCCAAACUGGAGAAGAGCGUGAGCGGCAGCAGCCCAUCACGCGAUCGCCUUCUGCUCACCGUGGCAACCUUGCUCAUCUCCGCCCUCCUGGUCUCCUAGCGACUGUCUCAUCGAGUGACAUCCCAAGGAUACCUAGACCUCUUGGGCUGACGGACUCUGCAUCCACCAAUUUAAUUAGAAAGUGCAAGGGAGCAAAAGAAAGGACACAAUUCUAAAUCCAAAAGCCAGAUUUCAAGUAAAUUAGAAACGAGAACAAACACACAAAAAGAAAACAGGACUCUCGAUGGGACUCGCUUAAGAAAAGGCCUUCUCCGACGAUAACUCGCCACACCCACAAUCACCUUUGACGCGCACAGUUUGUCGUUGGUUCAUGCGUCUUCGGACAUAGACUUUGGUGCAUUACGUGGCACUGCAUUUCAUGACCUUGGUGUGUCAGCGUGAUGACAAAGAGCCUAAAUGGCAUUUGGUUAUAGACCGAAUACUGACAUGGUGCCUAGGUUGCCUCUGGCUACACACACGCACAGUUAAAGUAGGACAUGGGCAUUGGGAUUUCUAACGGAGUAUUGUUGCCUGUCCAUCUGCUAAGGAACUAACACCGUUGUCUUCAGAUGUUCCUGUCAUGGCUGAACUUUGAACCCUGCGUAGUGUGAUGGCCAUGGUUAGACUGACCAAAGGAUUGUGGGCCGUAGGCUUCCAAUAAGCUUUGUUGGAUGGGUUCCAGCUGGGCAGUUCCGUCGACGUGCUUGACUGUGGUGUACACUAGCCUCCAUUUUUCUCCACUUCGCCCUUCCUUUUCCCGGCCCUUGGUUCUACCGUCAUGGAUACGAAUUGGUCCCACACCGAAGGCACAGGCGUUUAUGGUGUUGACUGGAUCAUAGAAAUUAGUUGGCAGAAUCCCUAUGUGGCUUUUAUGUGCAGCUAUCGCUGACCUCCGGAUAUUAUCCUAUUGUGGCUUUGUGGUGUCCACAGCCUAAAUGUCAAUGACAAUAUAGCCAGUGCCCUCCAAGCACUGGUCCUAUAUCUGUUUUUUCAUGUCUGCCUUCAACCCCUAAUAACUGGAAAAUACAGACUGGACCUUUGCUUUGAAGGCAUAUCCAGAAGAACACCUCCUGGAUUUCUAGCCAUGACAUUUUUUUCUGGGAGUGAAAUGGCAAACUUUCACCCAUAUCCAUUCUAAUGGUUUCUACUAUCACAAAUUACAAUACUGAAGUGUAGACGUUAAGAAAUUCCCCAGAAAUCUUUUUUCCCAUUCCAGUUCCCGUCACUUUCAAAGGUUCCUAAAUUAGGGCUGGUCAUUAUUGCAAUGACAGUCACCGUGGUAACGAUCUGAUACAGUGGCCACUGUGAGGCAGGUGCCUGAGGAGACUGAUUAGUGUCACACGUUACUUUAGUCGCCAUUUUGUAAAACAUGCGUGAAUGUGCAAACAGACUUACAGCAGUCCACUGUUUCACUGUUUUAUACUAUAAUAAAGGAAAAAAAAUUGUAGAAUUGCAUUAUCAAUGACAAUGCUGUAUGGGUUAUACUGACACAUUGGUUUACAUUAUUUAUUGAUUUGCUUGUUUAUUUAUGUACAUUUCAAGUAUUUUUUUUAUUGAGCUAUUGUGCCAAAUAGUUUUUUUAUGUGUUUAUUUUUGCUGAAGCAAUUGCUUCUGUUAAGUACAUUAAAUGGACGCGUGCCGUGAUUUAAUCUGACAAACACAGAUGAAUAUGUGUUAAGGCAUUUGAGGAGAGAUGUAACUUUCUUCAGAUGUUGUCGAUACUGUAGUCCAGAUUACGUUCCAGAAGAGAAACACAUUUAACCAGAAAAUGUGGCAGCAGCACGGGGAAACAAAGAGGAGAGACAAUACCGAAUAGACGACUUCACUCCUUAAGCGCUGCACUUAGAAUUUCUUGACAUCAGAAAUCAGAGUGCAUUGUAGUGUAACUUUAUAUACAUGCUAGUAGGGACUGAAGUGUUUAUGUGUGUGUGUGGGUGGGUGUGUGCAUGUGCGAGCACGUGCGUGCGUGUGUCUGCUUGUCAGAAUGUAUGAAAGAGAAAAGGGAUAUGCGUGCACUUUCUGUGUACAUUCUGUGUGUGUAAAUUAGAAGUCUGUUUGUCCACGCUUUUGAGUUCGUGUGCAUUUUAGACUUUUCGUAUUCGUUGAGUGACUCAUUUGUAGGAUCUGAAUAUGCAAGCUAAUAGGAGAAUACCAGAGUGAGAGAAAGUAUGUGUGCUUCAGUAAUGUUAGUUUAUGUUAGGGGCUAGGGGUGGGGGGUACAAAAAAGCAUUUAUUAAUGUUGGAGACAACAAACAUUGUGUUUACCUUUGACAAGAAUGAAUUUAGAAAAAAAUGUUAAUUGAACCAAGAAUGACAACAA